AGGAUAUUGUAAUAUAUUUAAGAUCCGCCUUCUCUGCGUAUUCUAUAUAUCAAUAGAUGUUCCUUGGCAAGAAAGGCCAGAAACAUUUCAAUCACGUCUUCCUUGAACAAGGACCUCAACGCCACAUAUUUUUCGUAAUACAAGCUCUCGCCCAUAAUGGCACCAAUCCCAAGCCUCAAACUGAAUGAUGGAAAUUCCAUCCCACUUCUCGGCUUCGGAACCGGUACCGCCCAGUCCAAAAGACGACAAGAGAAGCCAGGCUUCAACCAAGACCUGGUGGAUAUUCUCGAGAUUGCAAUAAAGCAAGGUAUCCGACACAUCGACGGUGCCGAAGGCUAUGCCAACGAAGAAGAGAUCGGUGUUGCAAUCAAAGAAUCUGGCAUUCCCCGCGAAGAACUCUUCAUCACCACAAAAGUCCGUGAUAUCAGAACAUUGCCUGGAGCUAUCGAUGUCAGCCUGGAGAAACUGCAGCUCGAAUAUGUUGACUUAUACCUGAUCCAUUCGCCCUACGGAGCCAAGGAGUUGUCAGAGCUACAGACAGCAUGGUUGGCCAUGGAAUCCAUCCAGAAGUCCGGCAAAGCCAAAUCAAUCGGCGUCUCCAACCAUCUACAGCCCCACAUAGAAGCCAUUCUCGAAGUCGCAACCAUCGUCCCGGCCGUGAACCAAAUAGAAUUCCACCCCUACCUUCAACGAGGCAAUAACCUCGUGCCCUGGCUUAAAGAACAUGGCAUCGAAGUAACCAGCUACAACGGCCUUACACCCCUCCGCAAAGGUCUGGGAGGUCCCUUAGAUGGACCAUUGAAGGAAAUCGCAAAGAAGUAUGGAGUGAGUGAGAAUGCAGUCUUGAUCCAGUGGCAGAUACAUCAGGGUAUUGUCCCGAUUACGACGUCGAGUAAGCCAGAGAGGUUGGCGGAGUAUUUGCAGGGGGUGGAGUUGAAGUUGGAACCGGAGGAGGUGGAGGAGAUUACGAGGGUGGGGUUGACGCAUCAUUUUAGGGCGUCGCAGUUGACGAGGUUUGAGCCUGAUGAUCGGUCUUAAUCCCUUGUAGGUAGAUGCAACUAUGCUUCGAUUCAGAAUUGCAAUACCGAGAGCUGAAGCUGGGGAAGUUCAACCCCUUUCCCUGAGUCACUCUUGACCGAUGGAGCAUGUGUGGAGUACUAUAGGCUGGCAACACUUUGACUGUGGUAUUACUUUUCGAUAUUCAUUUGACUGGC
Messenger RNA from Mollisia scopiformis, 1214 nucleotides. Its product is annotated as Aldo/keto reductase. Bases 157 to 1038 code for a protein of 293 amino acids. The transcript is spliced from 3 exons. Gene Ontology annotation, molecular function: oxidoreductase activity, acting on NAD(P)H as acceptor. Lineage: Eukaryota; Fungi; Ascomycota; Leotiomycetes; Helotiales; Mollisiaceae. The record is from RefSeq and is a predicted model, not a curated record.